AUGAGAAUGAAAGGUGGAGAUGAGGCUGUAUGUCAAGCACUUAGCCGUGCCCAGGAGCUUUACAGAAACAAAUUGCAAGCUAGUGCUGCUGCUGCUGAUGAGCUAGCUUCUUUGUUUGCUGAGUGUGCAAUUGCUGAGGCCCUGCCUUCUAAAUGUGAAUCGUAUCAGUACAGCAUGGCUGUCCCAUCUAUUGAACCUGAUGAUCAUGGAACUUCUAUACUUGCAGAGACCGGCAGGAAGCAAAUUGUGCUGGAUGCAUUCUCUGAUGGAAGCAGCUUUAUCUGUUUACAGUGUGGGGGUCUGGUUAGCAAUCAUCGAAAAGAGGAACACUAUACAUUCUGGUGUUGCAAAAUCUGA
Messenger RNA from Ilex paraguariensis (yerba mate), 357 nucleotides. Lineage: Eukaryota; Viridiplantae; Streptophyta; Magnoliopsida; Aquifoliales; Aquifoliaceae. The record is from the annotation of a GenBank genome assembly.